Molecule: messenger RNA, 534 nt
Organism: Psylliodes chrysocephalus
Lineage: Eukaryota; Metazoa; Arthropoda; Insecta; Coleoptera; Chrysomelidae
Source: the annotation of a GenBank genome assembly
UGCUGAUGCCUCUAUUUCUAUAAUAAAACAUUUUUUUAAAUUUAAUACAGGUAUAUUCUAACUUCAUUUAUUAUUCGAGUUUACAACCAAAGACAACAUGAAUUCGUCUACAUAUAUUUUACAAUUUUUUGUGUUUUUAUCGAUUUAUAUUGUAACUAAUGGCGAGUUAGCCACCAACACCAUAAACAGAUCAAAUUUCAACUUAGAAACUGCUCAAACUCCUUACCAGCUAAUAGAAACUCUACGAAAGCAAGUUUUGGACAAAGAAAAUGAACUAAAGAAAGCCGAAGAAAUCAACAAGAACUUCGAAAAAAUGAUACAACUGGUUAAUAUUUUGGGACAAGUUGAUUCAUUUUUAACAGAUCGAACAAAAACCAUAAUAAAGAAAAUUGCCAUGCUUACAGACGCCGAUGAUGGGGCAUUUGAAAAAGAAUUUAGGAGGAACCAUAAUAUCAAUAAAUAGUUUUAUUAUAUAUAAUAUUUUUGUUUUUUUUUUUUAAUAAAGUUUUUAUAAAUUAUUAAUUUUUGUAUCUU